AUGCAAAACUCAAUAGAGUCUAUUUAUGUACAUUUAAUCGAAUGGCACAGAGCUGUAUAUAUUUUUUAUUAGUUUUAGUAGUCCUAAGCCGAAACACUAGUAGUGCUCAUCGAUAUAGCGAAAGCGUAAGCGUAAACGAAACUCAACAACAGCAACAAAUUAAUGCAGCACGAAGAAUACUCAACAGCAGCAGUAGCAGCAGCAGCAGCAGCAGCAGCAGUAGCAGCCAGAACGAGAGCAAUGCGGCGGCUGUUAAUUUGUCCACUCAAACCCAAACCACUUACCACAAGGCCAACGCCGCGAGGUUCAACACUCACCCUGACUUUGACUCUGUCUCGGACCUAGCAGAGAACUUGCAGGUCAUAAGUAAUACUCAUUUAAAUGCCAGUGAACACGAGCAGCAGCAGCUGGAACAGCAGCAGCAGCAGCAGCAUCUCCUCAAUGAGAACGAUGUGUUUGGCCCCUACAGUAUUCCGGAGGAGGCAAUCUACACAAAUGAGUUUGCCGUACACAUUCCGGCUGGCAAAUAUGUGGCCGAUGCCAUUGCGGACAAGUAUGGCUUCGUGAAUCGGGGUCAGAUUGGAGCACUCGACGAUUAUUAUGUCUUCCAUCAUCAUCGCGUCUCGAAGCGUUCAUUGCGUUCCAGUCACAAGCAUCAGAGUGAUCUAAGAUCCGAGAAUGAGGUUAAGUGGCUGCAGCAGCAACAUGAGAAAGUACGACGAAAGCGCGAUGGUCCCUAUCAGGAUCUGCCCACCUACAAGCCGCAUCUAUCCACGCAUUCGCCACGCCUGGAGUAUCGUGAUGUUAGCUCGCAUUCCAUAUUUCCGGAUCCCUUGUUCAAGGAGCAGUGGUAUCUGAAUGGCGGUGCCAAAGAUGGCCUGGAUAUGAAUGUGGGACCUGCCUGGCAAAAGGGUUACACCGGAAAGGGUGUUGUCGUGUCCAUACUGGACGAUGGCAUCCAAACAAAUCAUCCAGAUCUGGCCCAGAAUUAUGAUCCCGAUGCCUCAUUCGAUAUCAAUGGCAAUGACUCGGAUCCCACGCCGCAGGAUAAUGGCGACAAUAAGCAUGGCACACGCUGUGCCGGCGAAGUGGCAGCCGUCGCCUUUAACAAUUACUGCGGCGUGGGUGUGGCCUACAAUGCCAGCAUUGGUGGUGUGCGCAUGCUCGAUGGCAAAGUCAAUGAUGUGGUGGAGGCGCAGGCCUUGAGUUUGAAUCCCUCGCACAUUGAUAUUUACAGUGCCUCGUGGGGCCCCGAGGAUGAUGGCUCAACGGUGGAUGGACCUGGCCCGUUGGCUCGUCGCGCCUUCAUUUAUGGCGUGACCAGCGGACGGCAGGGACGCGGCUCCAUAUUCGUUUGGGCCUCGGGCAACGGUGGCCGCUACACCGAUUCGUGCAACUGCGAUGGCUACACCAAUUCGAUCUUCACCCUCUCCAUCUCGAGUGCCACGCAGGCGGGCUUCAAGCCCUGGUACUUGGAGGAAUGCUCCUCAACGCUGGCCACCACCUACAGCUCGGGUACGCCCGGCCAUGACAAGAGUGUGGCCACCGUCGAUAUGGAUGGACGUUUGCGACCCGAUCAUAUUUGCACAGUUGAGCAUACGGGCACCUCGGCUUCAGCACCGCUGGCAGCUGGGAUUUGUGCACUCGCACUGGAGGCAAAUCCAGAUCUCACCUGGCGGGAUAUGCAGUACCUGGUGGUGUAUACGUCGCGACCCUCACCGCUGGAGAAGGAGGGCGGCUGGACCCUGAAUGGCGUGAAGCGGAAAUACAGUCACAAAUUUGGCUACGGACUGAUGGAUGCCGGCGCCAUGGUCACAUUGGCAGAGCAGUGGACCUCAGUGCCGCCGCAGCAUAUAUGCAAGUCGCGCGAGAAUAACGAGGAUCUACGCAUCGAGGGCUCCUUUGGCUUCACCUUGCCCACGCACAUGGAUGUGAAUGGCUGUGCGGGAACGAUCAAUGAGGUGCGGUAUCUGGAGCAUGUCCAGUGUCGCAUUACCCUGCGCUUCUUUCCGCGAGGAAAUCUAAGGAUUCUAUUGACUUCGCCCAUGGGCACAACGAGCACUUUGCUGUUUGAGCGACCGCGGGACAUUGUCAAGUCAAACUUUGACGAUUGGCCAUUUCUCAGCGUGCAUUAUUGGGGCGAAAAGGCCGAGGGACGUUGGACCUUGCAGGUGAUUAACGCGGGCCGUCGUAGGGUCAAUCAGCCGGGCAUACUAUCCAAGUGGCAGCUGAUCUUCUAUGGCACAUCCAAUCAGCCCAUGCGUCUCAAGUCGGAGCUGCUGAAUGGCAAUCCACAGAUGCGUAGCCCCAUUGGGGGCGCCAAUCCGUUUCUCUUUCCAUCCGCCUCGAAUAUCGGCCAGCCGGCCAAUGAGGGCGGCAACUACAACACCGACAGCUUUGCCGGCUAUCUCAACUAUCAGAAUAUAUUCACCAGUGCCGGAUCGGACCCAGAGCCGGCCACCGCAACGCUAGAUGGACAGAAUGUCACGGCCGCCCAGCUGAAGGGAGUGCCAGGCGAUGCCAGCAAGAUUGUGCUGUACUCCUGCGAUGCCGAAUGCGAUUCCCUGGGCUGCUAUGGCCGUGGACCCACACAGUGUGUGGCCUGCAGUCAUUAUCGUUUGGACAACACCUGCGUGAGUCGUUGUCCGCCUAGAUCUUUUCCCAAUCAAGUGGGCAUCUGUUGGCCCUGCCACGACUCCUGCGAGACCUGCGCUGGCGCCGGACCCGACAGCUGCCUCACCUGUGCCCCAGCCCAUCUGCAUGUGAUCGAUCUGGCUGUCUGUCUGCAAGUCUGUCCAGAUGGUUAUUUUGAAAAUAGCAGAAAUCGAACGUGCGCUCCGUGCGAACCAAACUGUGCCUCCUGCCAGGACCAUCCCGAGUAUUGCACCAGCUGUGACCAUCAUCUAGUGAUGCAUGAGAAUAAAUGCUACUCUGCCUGUCUGGAUACAUACGAAACGGAGGAUAACAAAUGUGCCUUUUGCCACACGACAUGCGGUACAUGUAAUGGCCCAACGGACCAGCACUGCAUCACAUGUCGACCAGGUCGUUAUGCCUGGCAAAACCAAUGCCUUAAUAGCUGUCCGGAUGCAUUUUAUGCGGACAAGAAGCGGCUGGAGUGCAUGCCCUGCCAGGAUGGCUGCAAGACCUGCACCAGCAAUGGCAUAUGCUCCGAGUGCCUUCCAAAUUGGUCGCUGAACAAGAAGGACAAAUGCAUUGUGGCCGGUAGUGAGGCCUGCAAUGAAUCCGAAUUCUUUAGUCAGAUUGAGGGCCAGUGCCGUUCCUGUCAUGCCUCCUGCGAGAGCUGUAAUGGUGCUCUCGAUACGAACUGCAUGUCCUGCCCAGCCAAUCGAUUGCUGGAGCUGAGCCGAUGCGUGAGCGGCUGUCAGGAUGGGUUCUUCAUGGAGACGGGCGUCUGUUCGCCCUGCCUGCACACCUGCAGCCAGUGCAUAUCACGCACCAAUUGCAGCAACUGCUCCAAGGGCCUCGAACUGCAGAAUGGCGAAUGCCGCACCACCUGUGCCAAUGGCUACUAUAGCGAUCGGGGCAUCUGUGCCAAGUGCUAUCUCAGCUGUCACACAUGCAGCGGACCACGGCGCAACCAGUGCGUCCAGUGCCCAGUCGGCUGGCAGCUGGCAGCCGGCGAAUGCCAUCCAGAGUGUCCCGAGGGCUUCUACAAGUCGGACUUUGGCUGCCAGAAGUGCCAUCAUUAUUGCAAGACAUGCAAUGAUGCCGGUCCUUUGGCCUGCUCCUCGUGCCCGCCACACUUUAUGCUCGAUGGAGGACUGUGCAUGGAGUGCCUUAGCUCACAGUACUACGACAUUACGACAUCCACAUGCAAGAGUUGCCACGAUUCGUGCCGCUCCUGCCUGGGCCCCGGCCAGUAUUCGUGCAAGAACUGCGCACCGCCCCUCCACUUGGAUCAGUUGAACAGCCAGUGUGUGCCAUGCUGUAAGCAGAAUCAAACCAGCACAAACGACACCACAAUAUCAGCCGAAUGUUGCCAUUGCGACAAGGACACGGGUGAAUGCAAAGCUACCUCUACGGGCGGCAAACGGCGCACAGUCAUUGGCAGUGGCAGCAUGUACAAAAGCGGCGGCGAUGCCGAAGCUGAUGCCCAGCUUGGCGGCAGUGAGGGCAAUGGCAAUGAGUUCCUUGUGCGGCUGGACUCUCCUUUGACAGCCAUCACGGCCAUUGCAGUGGCCAUUUGUCUGUUGAUUAUCACCAUAUUUUCCAUUAUUUUUGCUGUUCUACAGCGCAACAGCAACCAUGUAACGAGAAAUUCUGUAAGAUACAGAAAGAUAGCCAGCAAGUCGUCGGGGGGCGGUCGUCGCAAGAACAAUGCCUCAGCCACAAAGACGAGUAAUGAGGCAAGAUUUAUAUUUAAUGUGGGCGAGGACGAUGACACCGAUGAGGAGGAUGAUGCUGAUAAUACGGAGGAUGAUAUGUUGGAUGUAACGGCAGAGGUGAAGCGGAUCGUUUAUGACCCCAAAGGCACAAUACAUGGGAACGAAUUUUACAUUGAGAGUACAAAAGAUAUUGAUGCGAUUGAGUUUCAUUGCAAGGGAGGAGGCGCCACCGCCACCGCCCCAAAGAGAAGAAGUUGCAAUGAAUACGGCAAUGGAAAUGGAAAUAGAAAUGGAGGAGAACCAGAUGAUAUUAUGUCCAACAACACGUUUAGAGAUCCGGCAACAGCAACAGCAACAGCAGCAGCAGCAGCAACUCCAAGCUGUAGCAAUAAUAUCCUUAGCUGAUUGAUUGAUUGAUUGAUUGAACCCGCAAUUGACAACGCGAUUUUCUCUUGGAUUUCUCUUGCGCGCUCCCUCUUUCUCUCUCUCUCUCCCUCUGGACUAGUAAAUUUUAACAAAAAACAAAAAAACAAACCUUACUUUGGAGGUAAUAUAGCGAAAUCGAAAUAUUUAACAUCCAGAAAAACAAAACAAAAAAAAAAACAAAAAAUGAUAAAAAAUUUAUAUGUGAUUGUGAAUUGUUU
Drosophila obscura is the source of this 4990-nucleotide messenger RNA. RefSeq names its product furin-like protease 2 (gene Fur2). Gene Ontology annotation, biological process: protein processing. The record is from RefSeq and is a predicted model, not a curated record. NCBI's taxonomy places the organism in Eukaryota, Metazoa, Arthropoda, Insecta, Diptera, Drosophilidae. Gene Ontology annotation, cellular component: trans-Golgi network; Golgi membrane. Gene Ontology annotation, molecular function: serine-type endopeptidase activity.